Pundamilia nyererei is the source of this 3158-nucleotide messenger RNA. RefSeq names its product stabilin-1-like. Gene Ontology annotation, molecular function: hyaluronic acid binding. Gene Ontology annotation, biological process: cell adhesion. The coding region runs from base 1 to 3003 and encodes 1000 amino acids. Lineage: Eukaryota; Metazoa; Chordata; Actinopteri; Cichliformes; Cichlidae. The transcript has 27 exons. The record is from RefSeq and is a predicted model, not a curated record.
AUGGAGACGAGUGACUCGAUGUGGAACAUGGGGAAGACCUCCUGCAACUGUAAGCUGGGCUUCCAAGGAUCGGGGAGAUACUGUUUGCCUGUGAACCCCUGCAGAAAUAACAACGGUGAAUGUAGCAGGAACGCUCGCUGUGAGUACAUGGGCAUGGGGCAGAGGAACUGCACCUGCCACAGAGGCUAUAUAGGUGAUGGCAUUAAUUGCCGGGGAAGCACCAACUCUGAAGUGUCCAGUCAGAAAGAGAACGCCUUCUUUCGUCAAAUGAUGAUGAUGUCAGGCAUUUCAGGUCUUUAUGGUGAUGGACCAUACACUGUCUUCGUCCCGGUAGAGGAAAACAACAACAUCUCCAUUGUUAAUGUUUGGAAGCAGAACGGUCAUAUUGAGGAUCUGGUUCGUUCCCACAUCGUUUCCUGUGAGAUUCUGACCUCGAAUGACUUCAAAACCACUGAGCGUGCUGUCUCAGUAUCAGGACACACAUUGCACUUCAGCCUGAUAGGGGAUUCGAUCUUCAUCAACAACAGGUCGAGGAUCGUGAAGAGCGAUUACACCACAUUUAAUGGAAUCAUUCACCACAUCGACUUGAUGCUGACACCUUACGCUCUGGAGGAGAAACCGCCGAUUAAUCCCAAAAUGAUGAACUUAACCACAGCAGCUUCAAUUUAUGGCUACAGCAGCUUCUACCAACUCAUAGAGAUUGCAGGCCUCCUCCCUACACUCAAUAUGGCUGUCCACCAACCAUUCACCGUGUUUUGGCCCACAAACAAGGCCAUGGAGUCCUUGCCACCUGAAAGGCAGCUCUGGCUCAUCCACCCUUUACACCGGGACCGGCUGGCUGCCACCUUAAAGGCUCACAUCAUUCGCAACUCAAAGGUGACAAAUGUUGGACUGCCGACUAAAUUUUCAUCCUUCCGCACGAUGCAUGGAUCCACCAUCAAGUUCAGCUGUGACCGGAGCCUGGUGGGUUCAGUAGUAAUAAAUGAAAAUGAGGCCAAGGUAGUGGACCGCUACCUGAACUUCCAGAAUGGCGUGGCCUAUGGCAUCGACCAGCUGCUGGAACCUGCUGGCCUCGGGGCAUUCUGUGACACCAUCGAGAACAAAACCACUUACGGGCGCUGUGGAAGCUGCAUCUUCACCCCGUCCUGUCCCUUCAAACACUAUGACACGGAAAAGACGGAGCGCUGUUUGAACUUGCGCUCCAGGUAUCGCUACUCAUACUUGUAUGAUGACCUGGAUCGUUUCAGCAGAUAUGGCUGUAGGAGAGUUUGUAGCUUUCCAGGCUGGGUACAGAAGUGCUGCAAAAACCACUUCGGGCGAGACUGUCAAGUUUGUUCAGGUGGUUUGGAGGCCCCUUGUGGCAAACAUGGCGACUGCAACGACGGUAAUCUCGGUACUGGAACAUGUAGAUGCCACACCGGAUUCAGAGGGGAAUCCUGCGAACUGUGUGUCGCUGGGUUCUAUGGCCCUAACUGCACAGCCUGUUCCUGCAGGAACCAGGGAAGGUGCAAUGAUGGCAUUGGAGGAUCUGGACAGUGUAUCUGCAAGCCGGGCUGGGAGGGCAAUCGCUGCCAGAACAAAAUAGGCUCAAUCCCAGAGGAGUGCCGGCAGUGCCACGCUCAGGCUGACUGUGUGCUAGGUGCUGGUUGUCUGUGUAAACCGGGAUUCCAGGGGAAUGGCACCUUCUGCACUCCAGAGCCACCUCCAGACCUUUGCUCCGAGUACAACGGCGGCUGCCAUGUGAAUGCGGACUGCAACCAGACGGGACUCGUCGUCAACUGCACCUGCCGCAGUGAUUACCAGGGAGAUGGCUACUCCUGCAGUCCCAUUAACAGAUGUACUGAAGAGCCAAAUGGUGGCUGCAGCGACUUUGCCUCCUGCAAGUUCACUGGUCCAAAUGAACGGGAGUGCGAGUGCUUGCCGGGGUAUGUAGGUAAUGGAGUCCAGUGUUUGGAGAAGAUGGUGCCCCCUGUUGACCGCUGCUUGGAAGACAAUGGAGGCUGUGACCCUGUGGCGAUCUGCAAGGACCUGCAUUACCACGAAAACAGAGCCGGAGUCUUCCACCUGCGCUCUCCAAAGGGGAGGUACCAGAUGAACUUCAGUCAGGCCGACGCCGAGUGCAAGGCUGAGGGCGCCACGUUGGCUACCGUUAAACAGAUGGGAUACGCACAGCAGCUCGGGAUGCAUCUGUGUGUGGCUGGCUGGCUGGACGGGGGGAAGGCGGGAUACCCGACCCGCUACCCCUCGGUCAUGUGUGGAGACAACCACGUGGGUCUCGUAUUGUACAAAGAACCCAUGGACCAGAGCAGCAAGUAUGACGCCUACUGCUACAGGCUCAGAGAUGUCUCAUGUGCGUGCCCUCCUGAUUACGUUGGAAAUGGAGAUUUCUGUAACGGAGUCCUGACCAGCGUCCUUGCAACGUACAGCAACAUCUCCAUCUUUUACAAGUCUUUGUCUGGAAGAGACCUGGAGUAUCACAUCUCAGCCAAUCGGAGCAGAUGGCCAUUUAAGGAGCUGAAUCAUCAGACGGUCAUCACAUCGAGGCUCGGGUUCAACCUCACUGUUACUCAGGGCAACAAUGAGAGCUCUAAACUAGUGAAUGAGCGGUUGCUGCUGGAGUGGGACAUUCCUGCCAUAAACGGGAUCAUCCACAUCAUUGAGGCCCCGCUGACAGCACCUCCCCCACCGAGCUACCAUGACACUUCCCUAGGCCACGCCCACUCAAGCACAACAGUGACGGCCAUCUUGGUGACGUUGAUGUUGGUGUGUGCACUGGCUGCACUCGGCUGCUAUGUCUUCAAACACAAGACUGAUGCCUUCCGCUUCCACUACUUCAGAAAUGAGGAUGAGGAUGGUGCAACAGGAGGUAGGCCCAAACCCACACUGGUCUCCAUCCCCAACCCUCUCUACGUCAGCUCUAGAGCCUUAGCUGAGCCAUUUGAGGACACCAAUCAGGAGGUGGAGCCAGAAGAACCGCCAAAUAUUCUCGACCUGGGCCAUUAAAACCAGCUGACCCAGUAUAACUGGAGCUGGCUGUUAACAAACCACAAUAACUCAGUGACUUCAUCUUGCUUUAGAAAUUUCCACACAGUUUAACUGUAAUCAAUUAUGGAAUAAAAGUUUACUAAACCCAAAUCCUCUCUGGGUAAAAAACCUCA